Messenger RNA from Galleria mellonella (greater wax moth), 1744 nucleotides. RefSeq lists its product as uncharacterized. The record is from RefSeq and is a predicted model, not a curated record. The transcript is spliced from 2 exons. Lineage: Eukaryota; Metazoa; Arthropoda; Insecta; Lepidoptera; Pyralidae. Bases 16 to 1050 code for a protein of 344 amino acids. Gene Ontology annotation, biological process: regulation of transcription by RNA polymerase II. Gene Ontology annotation, cellular component: nucleus; transcription regulator complex.
GGCAGCAAGGGCGCGAUGCAAGAAGCGACGGAAGGAGCGAGCGGGUGGGUACGCGGUCGUUGCGGUGUGCGGUGUGCGGUGUGCGGUGUGCGGCGAGCGGCGUACGGUGUACGGACGGCGCCGCGGCGUGCGGUGGCGCGGCGGUGCGACGGUGCGGCGGCGGCACAGGGCCGCGGGCUGCGGGCGGCGGCGGCGCGGGGCCCGGGGCCGGCCGCGCUCAGUACGCCGCGCGAGCCCGCCGCCGCCGCCGCACCGCCCGCAUCGAGCCCGCACGCCGCCAUGGAGCACUUUAUCGAGACCGUUCGCAAAUACCCCUGCCUGUGGAACACGACCGCCAUCGAGUACCGCGACCAGGAGCUGAAGGACGCCGCGUGGGCCGAGGUGAUGAAGGAGACGGACUUGUCAUCCGUGAAAGAAGUUAAACUGAAAUGGAAGAAAUUGCGAGAUAGUUACCGCGACGCGCUCAAGCGACAGAGCGAGAUGCUAGCGAAGGAUCCCGGCAACCCCGCCAAGAAGAAUUACCCGUGGAAGUACAUGGGGCUGAUGCAGUUCUUGCAGCCGUACAUGAGCAACCGCAAGAAGCCAGCCGAGUGCUUCCAGCCGCCACCCGCGCCCGACAACGGCCACGCGCAGAACGGCGUCGACGGGCACAGUACCGACGACUCCGAGUCCGAGGCUGAGUCCUCGCCCAAAAGGAAGAAUUGCGAGCAGCUGACCGUCAUCGACAGGAAACUCGACUACCUGUGCAAGGCGCAGAGCAAGAAGCAGUUUACCGAGGCCCAGUAUCAGGAGCGGAAGCGCGAGGCGCCCAUGCUCACCGUCGACCCGCUCGACAUUUUCUUCAACAGCAUGUGCCAGUCGACGAAGCGGUUCCCGUUCCCGACGCAGAUCAAGAUAAAGAAGACGCUGUUCAACGCCGUGAUAGAGGCGGAGGAGGCGCUGGUGGCGGAGCAGCAGAGCUACGCGAGCCUGUGGGCGCAGGGCGCGGGCAGCUCGUCGAGCAGCGAGGCUGGCGAGCCGGCGGACGAGGACGAGCAGAAGCCGUCCUGAGCCCGCCUCCGCCUGUACCCGUGGCUGCGGCAGCUGUACGCCAGCUACGCGCACUACGCCGCCGCCACCGCCGCCACCGCCGCUACCGCCGCCACAGCCGCCACCGCGCUGCCGCCGCACUAAUCACUCCUCGGCUCUCGGUGUGCAGUGCGUCGUCAGGUCAACACUGACAAGUGUUCAAUUCCACCGGACUACUUGACGUAGUAGUGAGAACACCAAAAACACUUUCUAGUCCUAAGCGUAAUAUAGAUUGUAAAAUAAACAUUUGGCAAGCAUUGUAUGUAGUUAUUACCGUGUACAGUUAAUUGGAAUAUUUAGUGAGCCGUAUUUAUAUGUGCGGGGCGUGAUAAACUGUGCAAAUGCACUUAACGCGUAAUAGGUAUUUUGGAUAGUGAAUAAUUUUAUACGAAUUUCCUAGACGAUAUUGUGUCAAUUUCCAAUAUUUUUAUUCUCGUUUCCGUUAAUUGCAGUGUUGGUAUGUUGUUCCGUCGUUGUAUUCCUGUGAGCGGUUUUCGUCUACACGUAUCUAUGGUAUUUAGGCAUAACAGUAGAUGGACUGCAGUUCAUGCAUCGCUCUCUGACAGGUUGACUGGUGCAUGUUGAGCUCAAGAAAAGUGGUAUGUGAUGUAGAUAUAUUGUAUACAAUUUGCUGUAAAUAAACAUUGGAAUGUCGAUGCGAAUUAAACAAAUUGUG